AUGAAGACUGUGUUGUUAGUUGUUGGAAUGUGUUUAAUUCUGUGUGACGGGCGAAUUGUGAAGUAUCGAGUGCCGCCCCGUAACCAACGUGUUUCUGUGUCCUACGAGGAUCACUUCAGCGAUACGAGUCAGGAUGCAGUCUAUGACGACGAAAAUAUGCAUCAUGAAAAGAUGCCACCAACCAUUGAGUAUCAACCAUCGUACGGAUAUUCGAGAAGCCCGAAGCGAAAAUAUGUGAGUGAGAGUGAUAUUAGCCCAAACAGAGCGAAAUUUCUACCAGGGAAGAACCGAGGAAAGCAUCUUCAGUAUGCGGAGAUCCCCCAGGAACAUUUCUUGAGAGAAAGUCCACCAAAAACAAUUCAUUACAAUCCGGAGAUUGGUGAGAGAAAGAAGGAACAUCGAUCUAUUCCAAGAUACGAACCAGCUCAUCGGCCAAUGCCAUCGCCGCCUGCGCCACUGUAUUUUAAAUCGGUACCACCCAAAGCAUCAUGUCCGAAAAAUCUUCUGAUCGGUUGUACACCCACAGUGACAAGAGUACCAUGUGGCGGAUAUCCAUCGGGCGACACUCAUAAUGGAGGUUAUCACCGAACACCAAUGAUAGGAUCACCUGGGCCCGAUUUUUCGAGGCCCUCUUACCAACCGCAAUCGCCGCAGUAUGAAGAGCCACAUCCACCGCCAGCAUAUCAACCCCAUCAACCAGAAGCACCUAGUCCGUUCCAGGGACCACCCCACCCACCGCAAUACACACCAUCCCAUCAGGCCAAAGUCACCCCGAAGCCUCCUCCAGCCAGCUAUCCACCCAUGUACAGAACAGAGGAUUCCAAAUUCAGAGUACCAUCGUUUUCGCCACCGGUUAGGGAAACUCCAGAGGAACAUUCGCAGCCCCCGUUCAUAUCUGCCUUCCCAACAACAACAACGACAACAACAACACCAGCAGCAGCAUCAACGACUCCUGCAACAAAGGCUGCCGCCCAGGUGCGUACACUCGAGGAUAAUGAAGAUGACGACUUCCCGGUGGCCGAGGUCAAAAAAGUUACCACAACAGACGUCAUGAAAGAAGGCUCGGGAGAUGAAAUGGACGUAACGGUGGCCGAUGCGCAACAAACCACCACUUCCGCCAACAGUACGAUGAGUCCUCCGACGCCAGUUCAAAACAGCGCCCGAUAG
Molecule: messenger RNA, 1167 nt
Organism: Toxorhynchites rutilus septentrionalis
Lineage: Eukaryota; Metazoa; Arthropoda; Insecta; Diptera; Culicidae
Exons: 1
Coding region: 1-1167 (388 amino acids)
Source: RefSeq, a predicted model, not a curated record